Quercus lobata is the source of this 690-nucleotide messenger RNA. Its product is annotated as ubiquitin-60S ribosomal protein L40-2. Gene Ontology annotation, biological process: translation. The record is from RefSeq and is a predicted model, not a curated record. NCBI's taxonomy places the organism in Eukaryota, Viridiplantae, Streptophyta, Magnoliopsida, Fagales, Fagaceae. Gene Ontology annotation, cellular component: ribosome. Gene Ontology annotation, molecular function: protein binding; structural constituent of ribosome. The transcript is spliced from 5 exons. Bases 52 to 438 code for a protein of 128 amino acids.
ACGCCAAACCCCCAAACCCCACUCAGAGAGAGAGAGCGCGAGAGAGCAAAAAUGCAGAUCUUCGUGAAAACCCUAACCGGGAAAACCAUCACUCUCGAGGUCGAGUCCAGCGACACCAUCGACAAUGUCAAGGCCAAGAUCCAAGACAAGGAAGGUAUCCCACCUGACCAGCAGAGGUUGAUCUUCGCCGGGAAGCAGCUCGAGGAUGGCCGUACUCUCGCCGAUUACAACAUCCAGAAAGAGUCAACUCUUCAUCUUGUUCUGAGGCUUCGUGGUGGUAUUAUCGAGCCAUCUUUGAUGCAAUUGGCUAGGAAAUACAACCAAGAUAAGAUGAUCUGCCGCAAAUGUUAUGCUCGCUUGCACCCACGUGCUGUCAACUGCAGGAAGAAGAAGUGUGGACACAGCAACCAGCUGAGGCCAAAGAAGAAGAUCAAGUAGAUUGCUGAUCUUGAGGAAGAAGUGCUAUCCGUUGUUGUGGGUCAUUUAAUGUUUCUUAACCAUGGUAGCAUUAAAGAGUUUGCUAGUUGACCAGAAAUCAGACAUGUAGCUUUGAACUCAAUACUUUCAUAGAUUUUGAAACGUUACUUUGUUUUAAUAUGUUUUGCACCUUGUUUGGAUAUUGGAUAUGCAUUUAUGUUGAGCUCUUCAUUUUUGAUAUGUUGAAAUCAAAGCUGGUACUUUGUCUGGUUA